AUGGAGCGGCGGCGACGCGCAGACAACUCGACGGGUCGACGCCGGCGCAGUCGGAGCUCCAGCCCCGUGUCGUCUCGUCUGCGCUACCACUUGCGCCGGCGUCACACGCGGCCGCCCCCGGUACACCGACGCCGUCCCCGACGCUCGGCCCUCGACUCGGACUAUGACUCGAAAAUUAGCCCCCGCAGUCGCUCCAUGCGACGCAAAAUAGACUCGAGAGCGCCAGGUCGGUCGAGGUCCCGGUCGGAUUCCCGUAAGCCAAGAUACCAUGUGGACACGCGGUCGCGGUCGGAAUCCAAUGGAAGCCACCGGCAUCGCCAACAACGCUAUAACGGCCGGACGUCCCGCUCGUCGCGUAGCGACAGCCAGACGCGUGGACGACGCAAGAGUCCUGAAAAGCACUACAAGACGCGUCGUCGUUCACCGCGCGGGAAGCACAAGCAGCGGCAGUCGCGACGACAUGAGCCGUACCACGAGCGGCAGUCGCUGUUGAUGCCGCCGCUUGCGACACCGAAAGACGGCAGCGAAGAUAGUGCAUCGCACGACGAUACAGUGGGAAGCUACGCCGGUAAACCUGGUGAAUACAUUGCCAAUCGCUACAAGAUCAUCCGCGAGGCAGGACUGGGUACAUUUGGCCGUGUGCUUGAGUGUCUCGAUAAGCAGCGCAACAUUGUGGUGGCCAUCAAAGUUGUUCGCAAGGUGGACAAAUACACGGAGUCGGCCAAGAUUGAGGCAGCUAUCUUGCAGGAUGUGAACGACAAGGACAAGAACAACGAGUCGCUCUGUGUCCGUAUGUUCAAGUGGCUUGAGUACAAGGGUCACGUGUGCAUGGUGUUUGAGCGUCUCGGGUGCUCGUUGUACGACUACUUGAAAAACCACGACUACAAGCCGUUUCCGCUGCACUGCAUCCGCGCUUAUGCGUGGCAGCUCUUGACGUCGCUGGAGUUUAUUCACAGUAUCCGGCUUAUUCACACAGACCUCAAGCCCGAAAACAUACUGCUGGUGGAUGACGAAGAAGAGAGACUCUCGUGCGACUCGUCAUCGCCGUCGUCGACGUCCUCCUUUGACUCGCGUGAGGGAUCUUCAGGACGCGAACGAUGGUCAAAUGGGCGCCAGUGGAAGAAACGUGAGCGCGAUGUGUCUGGUGGUGACAACGGGCGACCGUCGCUUCGUCCCCCGGCGAACAAUGCAGUGAAGCUUAUUGAUUUUGGCGGUGCGACGUACGAAGACGAGUCGAAGAGCUCCAUCAUCAACACGCGUCAAUACCGUUCGCCCGAGGUGAUUCUUGGGCUGGGAUGGAGUUAUCCGUCGGAUAUUUGGUCCGCUGGCUGUAUCAUUGCAGAGCUCUACCUGGGUGAGCUGCUGUUUGCUACGCACGAGAAUAUGGAGCACCUUGCUCUCAUGGAGCGCUGCAUCGGUCCACUUCCCGUGAAAAUGGCGACCAAGGCAUCGAAACACUCGGCGUCGUCCAAGUUUUUUCGUCGUGGGAGGCUCAACUGGCCUGCUGGUUCGUCGAGUGACGAAAGCGUCGACCACGUGCGAAGAAUGCGGUCGCUGGCGGAGAUGAUUUCUCGCGAGGACGCCCAGAGUGGUCUACUGGAGCUGCUGCAGCUCAUGCUGGUAUUGGACCCCGAGAACCGGGUGACAGCCAAAGAGGCUCUCAACACUCCAUUCUUCGAUGGAUUUUCGUAUCGCAACAUCGUGCCGAGAUGGCCAUCAUAA
Hyaloperonospora brassicae is the source of this 1722-nucleotide messenger RNA. The record is from the annotation of a GenBank genome assembly. Lineage: Eukaryota; Oomycota; Peronosporomycetes; Peronosporales; Peronosporaceae.